This is a messenger RNA of Brassicogethes aeneus, 2810 nucleotides long. The record is from the annotation of a GenBank genome assembly. Lineage: Eukaryota; Metazoa; Arthropoda; Insecta; Coleoptera; Nitidulidae.
UAGAGGUUAUAUUUUGACGUUUAUUUGUCAACAAAUAUCAAAUAGCAACAAUGAACGAAGAAAUAGAUGACAGUGAAUUUUACACGCAGGAUUUUACUACUGCGUCGGAAUGGGAGAUUUUUAUAGCACGCAUGGAGGAGAUUAUAAAUCAGUGGAAAACUGAUGAGGUGAUUAUUGAAGAAAAUAAAAGCAUAUGGAGUGUGAGGCAGGAGAACAUUAUUUUCGCGGAUUUUGAUUUCACUUUUUACUGGUAUAAAAAGAAGGAUGUUGAGGAGGUUUCUGAGAGCAGUGAUAGUGAUAGUAGGAGUAGAAAUCCUGUGAGUGGUAAUUUUGAUUUUGAGAUGUUUAGCGAGGCAGAUUUAACAAAUGAAUCAUGUAUAUCAACCUGGUAUGGUUUGGACGAGUUUAUGGUUUUAACACCCACAAGAAACGUUGGUAUUAACUCUGAGAGUCGCAUUAAGAUAUUAUUAAGCUCUGUUUAUAUAGUGUCAAGUAACGUAAACAAUGAUAUUCCAAUUUUUGUUCAGAUUAGGGAUAAGUGGCAAAAAUGCUUUAUGGGGGUUUUUGAGGGCAAUGGGGUAAGAACUAACUUUGAAAUGGUACAUUUAAGAAGAGGUCCACAACAUUGUCAAUAUUUAACAGGGUUACUAGACUUGUUUAAAACCAAAAUUAUGUCGCCAUGUUCAAUGGACCCUAUUAUGUGUUCAGUGCAGUUAACUUAUGUUUUGAGUGAUUUUGGAAACUUUAUUUGGAAGCAAGAUUCAAAUAAUUCAGAAAUUAUUGAUAUGGAAAAUGUACGUUUACCAUUUGGAGUAACUGUGGAACCCAUCAAAUCCAUUAUUUUAAAAUCUACAUGGAAACAAUUGCCGGAACAUUUAGUAGUUGAUAGUGAAAGUUACACUGACUUUGAUCCCCAUAGAGCCCCAAUAUGGUCAAUUUUAGCACAAAUGACUAAAGAGCCAUUAUGUUUACUCGGCGAUGGCUUAACUGAGGUUUACCAAUUACUAAGUAACCAUUCUAAUGUAUAUGAUUCACUGGGUGAUUAUGCUAACAAUACCACUACACCAGAAACUAAUAAUCCUCUAGAUUUAUUAACUGAACCUGCAGUUCCCACUAUAUCAACUUUAUUAAAUAAAGCUGCACGAUCUACUAUUAAUAAACAUCAUAAAGGUGUGCCUCCUAUAUCAGAGAACGUUUUGGUGCCUUUGCUGUAUUUUUUGUUCCCUGAUGCUGAUGAGAGUUCCACGUAUCCUUAUGGAAGAGAUUCUAAUAAUGAAAAGGAUUCUCCAACAAAAAAUAAGUUUAUAAAUUUGGAACAAGACUCAAAAAGCUUCAAAACUUGUCCACAAGAUUCCUUAAUAUGGAGAUUAUCAAUUGUUUUAACACAUGCUUUACAAUCAUUGGGAGGAGUUAAAGCUUUUGCCCAUAUCUGGUAUGAAUUUGUACAAGAAAUGCGUUAUAGGUGGGAAAAAAGUAUGCCUAUACCCGGAUUGCCUUCAGGCUUCCCGGACCUAAGAACCUGCCUCCUGAACCAAAAACUCCAAAUGCUGAACUGCUGCAUCGAAAGAAAAAUAGCCAGGGAAACUCACAGAGCCUCCCAACAUUUUGUCGAUGCAGAAAAUUCCUCAGAAGACGACGAUGAGUUUUACGAAUGCAGUGAAGAUGGCGACUCAAACAAAAAGUACUCGAUGUGGAACCAACCUGUGGGAAGACUUGGGAAGUUCAACGAACUGAAGUUGCUGAAAACUGGAGAUCCGUUGUAUAUUCCGGUCACGCAGGAGCCUGUGUUGAAGACCGAAGAUCAGUUGGAGGAGGAUACGGAGGUUUUGUUGAAUUUGGGAGACGAUAACGAAGCGUCGGAGGUUAGAGCGAGAAUUAUGUCGGCCUCUCUACUAUCAGACAUGGAGUCUUUUAAGGCUGCCAAUCCAGGUGCUAUAGUGGAGGACUUCAUUCGGUGGUAUUCACCGAAUGACUGGAUUAUAGAUGAAGAAAAUGAAGAUGGUGGUUAUUUAAGCCCCAGGAUGAAUAUACAAAACAAUAUAUGGGUGCAGAUGUGGGAGACGGCAAAACCAGUUCCGGCUCAUAGACAGAAGAGAUUGUUUGAUGAUACCAGAGAGGCAGAAAAGAUUUUACAGUUUUUGGACUACAGAAACUUAUCGCAAAUUUGCGAGUUGAUUGUGCCGGUGUUAGCCCAUGGCGCCCUCUACAGACUUGUAGAUGAAUACAACGGUAUUACGGUGAAUAUACUGCAGGCUACUGCAAGAGUUACCGCUAUGACGAAGCAAGUUGAGAGAAUUUCAAGAGAUGUUAAGUUUCAACCGCGCAGAUUUGAUGCUUUCAUACAGGAUGUGUCGAAUUUUGAACUAACUCUCUCUCAAAUCAACUCACUGGGAUACAAAUUCAACCCCUCAGGUUCAUUCGAUAAUGAAAUCAAUGAAAAAAUCGGCGACCUCGUGAUAGGCAAAGAAAUAGAACUAUUGGAAAAAAGUAACUCCAACAUCGGUUCGAGAGUCCUCUCAAUGUUCUCCGACGCUCAAAACACUGCCAACAUGAUUUCAGGCGAAACAAAUGAAAAAUUAAUCAACCCACUGCCCACUCCGUUUCAAAGGGAAUUUGUGAUGAGGGUUGCCGCUGUUAAGCCUGCUUCAUGCUCCGCUAGAUGUCCCCAGUUUCUGCGCGCGAUUUUGUCGAAGAAUGAAUUUAGGCUGUGUGGUGCUUUUUCAGAAGAUAUUGUGUUUUUUUAACCAGUUUUUGUAUUUAUAUGUUACACUACUAAUGAUAUAUUAUUAACGUAAUAAAAUAAUCAUUCC